Messenger RNA from Anopheles maculipalpis, 1177 nucleotides. RefSeq names its product DNA-binding protein D-ETS-6-like. Gene Ontology annotation, molecular function: DNA-binding transcription factor activity, RNA polymerase II-specific; sequence-specific DNA binding. Bases 32 to 1177 code for a protein of 381 amino acids. The transcript is spliced from 5 exons. Gene Ontology annotation, biological process: cell differentiation; regulation of transcription by RNA polymerase II. Gene Ontology annotation, cellular component: nucleus. NCBI's taxonomy places the organism in Eukaryota, Metazoa, Arthropoda, Insecta, Diptera, Culicidae. The record is from RefSeq and is a predicted model, not a curated record.
AAAUGGAAUGUAAAGUGUGUGGUAAAGAAAAAUGCAACGAGAUGAGGUGGACCACCGACCAUCAGAAGAACAGCGUGCAAAGGAGCGUGAUUCAUCGACGGACAGUAGCGGUGGCGGUAGUGACGAAGACGAUGACAGUGAGCAAACCUACGUACCCAAUAAUCCACACCAGUGGAAUGCCGAGCACGUGACGGCGUGGAUUUGUUGGGUUUCGAAAAAUUUUCAUAUUUAUCCACCACUUGAACCGGCUCGAUUUCCCCAAACUGGGCAAGAAAUUGCACAAUUUACGAAGGCGGACUUUUGGGUGUGUGCCGGUAGUGCGGCCGGUGGCAAUACGCUUGCGAAACAUUUUGACCAUCUUAUCCGAACCGGAACCGGUGGGAACGAUGGACAGGAGCUAGCAAACGACAUUGAUCCAGAACCAUAUCAAUUACUUAAUGCUGCAUCUCAUAGACUAGUUUCUCAGGGUGGUCAAAUACAGCUGUGGCAGUUUCUGUUAGAGCUACUGGCUGACUCAACAAACGCACCUUGUAUCUCCUGGGAAGGCACGAACGGAGAAUUUAAAUUAUCCGAUCCGGAUGAAGUAGCCCGCCGCUGGGGAGAACGCAAAGCGAAACCGAACAUGAAUUACGAUAAGCUUAGCAGAGCCUUAAGAUACUAUUACGAUAAGAACAUCAUGACAAAAGUGCAGGGCAAGCGGUACACGUACAAGUUUGAUUUUCACGGUCUAAUGGCAGCCUGUCAGGCGCAAGCACAACUUACUGAUACCGGUACCAGCAGUGCGACCAUUCUUUCCGCCUGCGGUUCGUACGGAUCGAGUCCAGCAUCAUCCUCCACGUCCUCGAUGAAAUCGCCCACCAACGCCUCCAGUCCAACGCAGUCGCAUCAGUACACUGCCGUGUGCCAUACGGCGACGCCAGUCAGUAUACCGACGGCAUCGAAAAGCACCAGUAGCAGCAGCGCACUGUCCAACAGCAGCUGGCUGCCUUACAGUAGUGGCACGUACACUAAUCUGCUCGUUCCUACAAGUCACCCUACUUCUAUUACUACUACCUCAACCAGUGCACCAGUGGUGGCAGUGCAAUCGAUUCCUUCUGCUCCCCCAGUUCCAACGUCCGCAUCCAGCUCGCCCGACACGAUCAGCUUUGCGGAUGCUGUGUCCUCGCAACUUCGCUAG